AUGAAUUAAUGCCUCAAUAAAUUAUUAGGAGCUCUAGAUCACUUAUAUGAAGCUUUGUUUCAAAAAAUAAUUGAAAUAUUUGCAAGACAAGGAAUAAUUAGACCAUUCAUUAGAAGACCAGCAGUUCCAGCCAUAGAGCUACAACCCAUUGAUAAUUCCUUUUAAUAACCAUUAGUCUUGCAUUCUUGUACAUCUACACCUGUCUUUGCUCAAAGCUAGUCUAUAUAUCGUAGAGCAGAAUCAGAGAAAGAUUUUAGAAAGUAUAUGAUCCCGAAGUAUACUAUUUUAUUAAUUAAGUCUAGGAGACACAAUAAAUAAAGUAGAUUCUUAUUCUAAAGAUGUCAGCUUAUUGAAUUUGUUUGAUGAUUAAUUAGAAUAAAAUAAAUAUUUAAGUAACUAGGAUAUCUAGGAAAAAGGUCAUAAAUUGUAAACUAUAAUCGAAGAAAAUAAAAUUUAAUAUAGCAGUAAUGAAGGAAAUCAGAGUCAAAACUAAACAUAAUAAUUAACAAAAAACUAGUAAUAGAUAGAAAAUAACAAGCCUCAAAACGAACGAUAAGAUCAGCUAAACUUAAACUCUUAGGAAUAAGAUUAAAAUGAAUAGUUUUAUUCUAUCAUUGAUAAUCCUGUAAAAAUUACUUAAUCAGAAUAAUUUUUCAGUAUUAUUGAUAAGAGUUCUUUUAGAGUAAGUUUUAAUAAAUACCAUUCUAAGAAAUGA
This is a messenger RNA of Paramecium sonneborni, 715 nucleotides long. The record is from the annotation of a GenBank genome assembly. Lineage: Eukaryota; Ciliophora; Oligohymenophorea; Peniculida; Parameciidae.